CCCAUCUUAUGUGGCACACACCUCAACACACAUGUGCUACUGCCAUAUAGAGAUAAGAAUUUGCAGCUAUGAUGGGGCUGCAUCUGGGUCCCCAGAGUCCUCAGCUCUGGCUGGGAACCAUUGUUCUGGGACAGAUUCAAUUAUCAAGGGGAGAAAGUCUCACCUGCAGAAGGAGGGAGAGCUGGAGAAGGAGAGGAAAUGGAGGCCCUUGGACUUCCUGGACAUCCUCCUCUUUGCCAGAGUGAGUGUGGGCAGGAGAGGCCUGAGCCUUUGGGCAGAAGCACACAGGAAGGGCAAACCCUACACACUGGCCCUACCUCCACAGAUGAAGAAUGGGAGCAGCUUGUCUGACAAGGACCUCCAUGCUGAGGUGGACAAGGUCAUGUUCAAGGGUCUGGAGACAACAACCAGUGGCAUCUCCUGGAUCCUCUAUUCUCUGGUCUCCCACCCUGUGCAUCAGCAGAGGUGCCAGAAGAGAUCCAGAGGCUCCUGGGGGAUGGCGCCUCCAUCACAUGGUGAGUGUCCUGGAGAUAGAAGAAUCCUGUCCCACCUAGGUAGAGAGAAUCCUGGUUGUCCAGUCCUGCCUGCCCUCAGGUGGUCUUCCUUUCAGGGACCAUCUGGACCAGAUGCUUUAUACCACAUGUGUAUCAGGAGGCACUGAGAUUCUACCCACCAGUACCAGUUAUUGUCAGAGAGCU
This is a messenger RNA of Bubalus bubalis (water buffalo), 698 nucleotides long. Its product is annotated as cytochrome P450 4A7-like. The transcript has a single exon. Bases 32 to 661 code for a protein of 209 amino acids. The record is from RefSeq and is a predicted model, not a curated record. Gene Ontology annotation, molecular function: oxidoreductase activity, acting on paired donors, with incorporation or reduction of molecular oxygen; iron ion binding; heme binding. Lineage: Eukaryota; Metazoa; Chordata; Mammalia; Artiodactyla; Bovidae.